CAAACCAGACCGCCGUCCCUCCCCUCCCCUCCCCUCCCCUCUUCUCCAGAGAUCCACAAACCCUAUCCCCACUCCAACAUGGCCGCCCGCCUCAAGGACCGCGGCGGCGGCGCCGGCAGCAGCGGCGUGAAGGCGGCCUCCACCGCCGCCCCCGCCGCCCCGCGCGCGCUCACGCCCAGGCCGUUCCCCCUCUCCUCCUCCGCCUCGCGCCGCACCCCAGGCGCCGCCGCGGGCAAGGAGAACUCGGCGUCGAAGCUCUCCAAGCCGCAGCCCACGUCCGCCGUGCGGUGGUCCACCUCCUCGAUCCCGAGGGCCAGCAGGAUCCCGGGGGGCUCCGUCGAGCCCUCCUCCAGGCUCGUCUCCACGCUCCGCGCCGCCGCCGCGCUUCCCGCGGGGAGGCCCUCCCUCGGGAAGGACGCGGAGCCGGGCCUGCGGCGGAGCGUCAGCGGCGGGAUCAGGUCCGUUUCCACCGAGAGGGGGCGGAGGUCGGUGAGCGGGGCCGCCAGGCCCUCAGAUGCCGCCAGGGGUGGCACAGGCGGCGCCGCUGCCCGGGCUUCAGAUGCUGCCGCUCACGAGAUCGGCUCGAGGAGCCUAGGGUUCGAUUCGAGGGGGCGGAGGGCGAAGGCGGCGGAGGAGAUCAGCAGGAAAAGAGAGAUCUUGGAUGCCAAGGCCAAGCAGGCGGAUUGCGCUGGCAGGAGCAGGGAGAGCCUUGAUGCAAAGGCGAAGCAGAUCGGCGGGAGAAAAGUGAGCCUGGAUGUGAGUGCGGUGAAGCAAUGCGAUGUGUUCAGAGAGAGCAGCGGAGCAUCUGACUCCAGUGUGAAGAAGCAGAGUGAUGAGGGAAAUGGGAAAAGGCAGGGCAUCUUCGAUGCGAGGGCAAGGCUUGGCGAUGAGAUUAGUAGGAAGCAAGAGGAGGGGCAUGACCUCAAGCUGGUGAACGAGAUCAGUUCCAAGAAUGUUGUUGCUGGCCUUACUGGUUCAGGGGAGGUUUCUGCCAAAGCCUUCUCUGCUACCCAGAGCGACUGUGAUGGAGGUAACAGCUCUGUUAUUCCCGUGUUUACCGUGCACGUGGUAGACUCGGAUGAUGUUUGUUCAGGAGUGAGAGAACAUCAAAAGAAGCCCGAGGAGUGUAAUAAGCAGGGAGAGAAGGGGAAAUUGGCUGACAAGAUUAGAGUUUUCGAGAAAGCAGCAACAAGUGGCGAGGGAAAAUCGGUGAAAGCUUUGUGCAGUGUGAACAAGUACCCAAGCAAGCUGCAUGAGAAACUAGCUGCGUUGGAAGGGAGGGUUCAGAAGAUUGCCACCGAUAUUAAGAAGACCAAAGAGAUGCUGGACGAGAACAACCCAGAUGAGCCAAAGCAGAUAUUGUCAAAUAUCCAGAAAGAGAUUAAUGCAAUUGAGCAGGCGAUUUCUCAUGUCAAAGUUGACAAUAAGAGUCAGUUAGGUACUGAGGAUAACAGUGACUGCGAGAUCUCUCAUGCUAAGAAGGGUGCGAGUGAGAAAUCUGUUGCCGUGAAGCCACGUGACCUGAAGAAUGCUGGAAAAGGAAUGAAUACCGAUGAACUGGAGGCAAGGUUUUUCCCACAUCAUAAACUAUUGAGGGAUCGUAAGACUUCUAGUGCUACUCAACAGGAGUCAUGUGUGGCUCUGAUAAAAGGCUGUAAUGAAAAAAUAGAACCUCGUACCGUCGAGCCCCGUGAUGAUGAGAACAGUAUAGCCAUGGAAUUUCUGGCUUCUUUAGAUGGCGAAGAGAGUGACUUCUUCAAGGAUCGCAGAGCUAAGAACUUGGAAAAGCACAUGAUUUGUGAAGCAGCAGAUGCUAGUGGUAAGACGUCUAGCCAAGGUAGCUCAAAGAUUCCAGAUGGUUCAACUAAUGAAGUGGAAAUGGAAUUGUGUGGUGAGAACCUAGAAGAGUUUGAUGAGCAGGAAAACAAGUCAUCGAUGGCGAUCCAGGAGGAAACUGAGGAGUCUUCCAUUGAUCAAUUAUCAGGGAUAGGUAAUAAGUCUGCAACAGGUGGAUGGUUUGUUUCAGAGGGGGAAGCUGUUCUUCUUGCUCAUGGAGAUGGCACCUGCUCUUAUUAUGAUAUUGCAAACCAUGAGUUCAAGUCUGAAUAUAAGCCUCCCAGUGCAGUAUCACAUAAUACUUGGGGUGAUUGCUGGUUGAUUCGUGCCCCAGGUGUAGAUGGAUGCUCUGGUAGAUAUGUGGUCGCAGCAUCUGCUGGUAAUGCAUUGGAGCCUGGGUUUUGCAGCUGGGAUUACUACAACAGAGAAGUGCAAGCAUUUCAUGUCGAGGAGGAGGCAUCUCUUGCUCCUGUACCAUCAGCCAGGACAGUUCUUGGGCCUCUUCCUAAUAUAGGUUCAUCAAGAUCUAGUUCUGCUAUUUCAACCAUAGAACGGCCGCAAUGGUGGUACAGACCAUGCGGACCUCUCCUCCUUUCUACUGCUAGCAAGCAGAAGAUGGUCACGGCUUAUGACAUCCGCGAUGGCGAUGUAGUGAUGAAAUGGGAAGUAAGCAGUCCAGUACUCGGAAUGGAGUACUCCAGCCCACUACAGUGGCGUAGUAGGGGGAAGGUCGUUAUUGCUGGGACCGAAUCAAUUGGGUUGUGGGAUGUGAAUUCGCUUAACCCACAACCCCUGUUAUCUGUUGCUUCUACUGGUAAAAGAGUUUACUGCCUUCAUGUUAACAACACGGAUGCUGAGGUGGGCGGAGGAGUUCGUCAAAGAGUCAGUUCAUCCGAGGUGGAGGGAAAUGAUGGUGUUUUCACUACGCAAGAAAGUGUUAAUGUAUUUGACUUCCGUGUACCUUCUGGCAUCGGUCUUAAAAUGGCAAGAAAUGGUGGAACGGCGAACUCAGUCUUCUCACGUGGAGACUCAGUAUUUAUUGGUACCACAGAAGGCAGGCUGCAAAUAAAAGGGGGGCCGAAAUCACGAGUUCAGCAGUAUUCACUGAAAAAGGGGAGGCUUGUUGCAACCUAUGAAUUACCGGAGUUUAAUGCCCACUUCCAUCACUCUUCGAUUACCCAAGUGUGGGGCAAUUCCAAUGUUGUCUUGGCUGCAUGCGGUAUGGGAUUAUUUGCUUUUGAUGCCUUCAGUGAAGAAGGCGUCCAACAAACUUACAGCUUUGACCGCGGGAACACCAUUGGAGCAAGAGAGGUUAUUGGCUCUGAUGAUUUAUACUGCCCUACAUUUGAUUACUCAUCAUCGAGGGUUCUUCUUGUCUCGAAAGACCGUCCAGCCCAUUGGAGGUACUUGUCAUAGUCUGUCUGUUUAUUGUGUGCAUCAUGUGACAUGUAAAAUAUGUACUGUCCUUAUGCUUUGAUUGUGUAGUCAUUUGUCGUGAUAAGCAUCUUGCUUUCAUUGUAUUAUCGGAUAAUUCUGGCUCUUACUGAGUUAAGUUAUGUCUAUUGUAUCUUGUUUUGUUCA
Messenger RNA from Hordeum vulgare subsp. vulgare (domesticated barley), 3417 nucleotides. RefSeq names its product KIN14B-interacting protein At4g14310. Gene Ontology annotation, molecular function: protein binding. Bases 79 to 3252 code for a protein of 1057 amino acids. Lineage: Eukaryota; Viridiplantae; Streptophyta; Magnoliopsida; Poales; Poaceae. The transcript is spliced from 3 exons. The record is from RefSeq and is a predicted model, not a curated record.